Colletotrichum spaethianum is the source of this 777-nucleotide messenger RNA. RefSeq lists its product as uncharacterized. Lineage: Eukaryota; Fungi; Ascomycota; Sordariomycetes; Glomerellales; Glomerellaceae. Gene Ontology annotation, molecular function: protein binding. The coding region runs from base 1 to 777 and encodes 258 amino acids. The record is from RefSeq and is a predicted model, not a curated record. The transcript is spliced from 3 exons.
AUGGAGGCCCCCGAGGACGGCGACAACGCCAAUGUCGAUACCCUCCCCUUCGCCGAGGGCGACGAGAGCGACCCUGUCGAACCGCGCACCACCUUCGUCAGCUACCUCUCCAGCCCCGUGGUCACUCUGUUAGUCGGCCAGGGCGAGUCGGAAUCCAUUGUCACGGCGCAUCAGGCCCUCCUGAUGCAAAGCCCUUACUUCAAGGAGGCAUGCGCGCAGUUCAGCGACGACGGCAGCCCGCGUCAGAUUGAGCUCGCUGGCGAAGACCUCGAUGCCGUUGGCUGCUUCCUCGAGUACCUCUACACGGGCGAGUACUUCCCCCGCAAAGUCGCCGGCUCGCGCACCCUCGAAGCGGACCCUGCUACCCCCGAGGUCGACACGGACGGCACCCAGCUGCUGAAACAUGCGCGUGUCUACACGCUGGCCGAGAAGUUCGGCUUGCCCGGCCUGCGGUCGCUCGCCAGCUCCAAGAUCCACUGCGUCAACUCGACAGCCAAGGGCGAGAUUGCCUACGCCCGCUACGUGUACGCCUACACCAGCAAGGACGACACCACGAUACGCGCCCCCGUCGCGAGCUUCUGGGCCACCCGAUCACACACCCUGCGCGCCGAGGCCGAGGAGGAGUUCCGCUCCCUGUGCUUGCAGUAUCCUCAGUUCGGAUACGACGUGCUUACCCGUGUUCUCGACGAGAAGCUCAAGAGAGAGCGCAACGACAAGCUUCGCCCCUCAUCAUCCACCGGAAGCGCCCGCAAGCGCGCGCGCCACAGCCAGAUUUAA